AAAAUCCAACCCAUCCAAGGCCCAAGCAAAUGAAGAAGCAAAGCCUUGUCAUUUGACCCAUAUGACACUACCACUACCGCCAGAACAUCUCCAAGACCCGCUAAAACCUUUCCUCUCAUGGCUUUUGCAGUCUUCAAACUCUUGAAGAGGCACCAAAACCUCGCUGCAAAUGUAUCCCCAAUCAAAUUUUACUGCAGAGCAAGGCACACUGCCAACACAAGAAAUCUCUUCUCAAGAAUCAGUCCUCUUGGGGACCCUUCUCUCAGUGUCGUCCCAGUUCUUGACCAGUGGGUUCAAGAAGGCGGAAAAGUCAAUUACUUUGAGCUCCAGCGGAUCGUUCGAGACCUCCGGGCCCGAAAGCGAUACAGGCAUGCCCUUGAUGUUUCUGAAUGGAUGAGUAGCAAAGGCCUGUGCCAAUUUUUACCCGGUGACCAUGCCGUGCAGCUUGAUCUCAUCGGUAGAGUUCGUGGUCUAGAUGCUGCAGAGAGCUGCUUUAGUAGCUUGAGUGAUGAGGAUACUAGCAAAAGUUAUGGUGCACUUCUAAAUUGUUAAGUGAGAGAAGGCCUCAUUGAUAAGUCUCUCUCUUAUAUGCAGAAGAUGAAAGAGUUGGGUUUUGCUACCUCUCUCAACUACAAUGACAUUAUGCGUCUUUAUAUACAUACUGGCCAGCCUGAGAAAAUCCCGGAUGUGCUAUCAGAGAUGAAAGAGGAGGGUGUUUCUCCUGACAAUUUUAGCUACAGAAUUUGCAUGAGCUCUUACGGAAUGAGAUCUGAUAUAAGUAGCAUGGAGAAAGUUUUGGAAGAAAUGGAGAGGGAACCACACAUCUCCAUGGAUUGGCUUACUUGUGCUUUGGUAGCCAAUUUAUACAUUAAAGCAGGUCUCCAUGACAAAGCAUUGAUCUACCUGGAAAAGAGUGAAGAGAAGGUAAAUAAAGAUGCGCUUGGCUACAAUCAUCUAAUUUCACUUUACGCAAGCCUGGGAUGUAAAGAUGACAUGAUGAGGUUGUGGAGCCUUGAAAAAACCAAGUGCAAGAAGCAAAUCAACAGGGAUUACAUUACCAUGCUUGGUUCUCUUGUGAAGCUUGGGGAGCUUGAAGAGACAAAAAAAUUGCUAGAUGAGUGGGAGUUAUCAUGUCUCUCUUAUGAUUUCCGAGUGCCAAAUAUCCUCCUAAUCGGAUAUUGUCAAAAGGGGUUGGUUGAACAAGCUGAAGACACUCUUCGAGACAUUGUCAAAAAAGGCAAGACUCCAACUCCAAAUAGUUGGGCAAUUCUUGUUGCAGGAUAUGUGGACAAGCAGAAGAUGCAGAAGGCUUUUGAGUGCAUGACGGAAGCUCUGAAUUUACAGGCAAGAAACACAGGAUGGAGGCCGAAACCUGGUGUGGUUUCCAGUGUAUUGAGUUGGAUUGGAGACAAUGGAGACAUUGAACAAGUAGAAGCCUUUGUAAGCUUAAUGAAGACUGUGAUUACAGUAAAUAGGGAAAUGUACCAUGCCUUGAUGAAGGCAUACAUCAGAUGUGGAAAAGAAGUGGAAGGGCUUUUACACAGCAUGAAAGAAGAUCAAAUAGAGGCCGAUGAUGAAAUCCUAAGCUUACGACAGAAGUAACACUGAAACGACAAGAAGGUUUUUUUAUUGGUACUUUUCCCUCUUCUAUGCUAUUAUAUAAUGAGAACUGUAGUUUUGGUGCAACUCUUUACUUAGCAUGUUAUUGGUCACAGACCUGCAUCCAUAAAACUUACAGCCACUGAAAAUUCAA
Prunus dulcis (almond) is the source of this 1753-nucleotide messenger RNA. Its product is annotated as pentatricopeptide repeat-containing protein At4g21705, mitochondrial-like. NCBI's taxonomy places the organism in Eukaryota, Viridiplantae, Streptophyta, Magnoliopsida, Rosales, Rosaceae. The transcript has 2 exons. The coding region runs from base 589 to 1602 and encodes 337 amino acids. The record is from RefSeq and is a predicted model, not a curated record. Gene Ontology annotation, molecular function: protein binding. Gene Ontology annotation, cellular component: mitochondrion.